Molecule: messenger RNA, 3596 nt
Organism: Thamnophis sirtalis
Lineage: Eukaryota; Metazoa; Chordata; Lepidosauria; Squamata; Natricidae
Gene: DUSP9
Product: dual specificity phosphatase 9
Biological process (GO): peptidyl-tyrosine dephosphorylation; negative regulation of MAPK cascade
Cellular component (GO): cytoplasm; cytosol
Molecular function (GO): protein tyrosine/threonine phosphatase activity; MAP kinase tyrosine phosphatase activity; MAP kinase tyrosine/serine/threonine phosphatase activity
Source: RefSeq, a predicted model, not a curated record
ACACACACACACUCCCUUUUCAAGCACUGGAAGGGAGGGAAGCAAGUUAAGUGGCAAGUACAACUCUCCUCUUGAUGCAUUUUCUUGAGUGGGAAAAUUCAGACGCUCUCCAGAAAUUCUGCCAAGGUUGACCCGAAGGCUUUGGGCCAAGACAGUUCUGGCCACCUAAACUGUGGCGUGCAGCCUUAUGGAGGACCUGGGCAAGUCAACUCUGUGGCUGCAGGCCGAGUUGGCCUCUCCUUCUCCGUGCUUGCACAUCCUUGAUUGCCGCAGCCGGGACCUGUACGAUUCGUCCCACGUGGAGCGGGCCCUGAGCGUGGCCCUCCCAGGACUACUUCUGCGCCGCCUUCGGAAGGGGAGCCUGGCGGUCCGGUCCUUGCUGCCUGGGCCCCCUCAGGGGCUCUGUGAGAACAUGGUUCUGCUGUACGAUGAGGGGACAAUCCAGCUCUCUCGGCCGGAUAACCAGGAGGAAGAAGAAGAAUCAGUGCUGCUCACGCUUUUGCAGAAGCUCCGAGAGGAGGGCUGCCUGGCCUACUACCUUCAGGGAGGCUUCAAUAAAUUCCAGGCUGAAUGGCCCCAUCUCUGUGAAACCAACCUGGACACAGCCAGUACCAGCAGCUCUCCGCUUCCUCUGGCGGCUCCCAUUGUGGGGCUGGGAGGCCUGAGCUUAAGUUCAGAUGGCUCGGAUGCCGAGUCGGAGCCCCUAAGCAGCGGCAUGGAGUCUGAAGGCACGAGCCCCCCCUCCUUUCCUGUGCAGAUCCUGCCCAAUCUCUACCUGGGGUGCGCCCGUGAUUCUGCCAACAUGGACACUCUGGCCAAACUGGGGAUCCACUACAUCCUCAAUGUGACUCCGAACCUCCCAAACCUCUUUGAGAAGACGGGCGACUUCCACUACAAGCAAAUCCCCAUCUCAGAUCACUGGAGCCAGAACCUUUCUCAGUUCUUCCCCGAAGCUAUUGAUUUCAUUGAUGAGGCCCUCUCUCGGAACUGCGGCAUUCUGGUGCACUGCCUGGCAGGCAUCAGUCGCUCGGUCACCGUCACUGUAGCCUACCUCAUGCAGAAGCUCAACCUGUCUCUCAACGAUGCCUACGACCUGGUGAAGCGGAAGAAGUCCAACAUCUCGCCUAACUUCAAUUUCAUGGGGCAGCUGCUGGAUUUUGAGAAGUCCCUCGGGCUUAGCCAGGGCAGUCGGCGGCCAGCCUCAGACCAGACCUGCUUCUUCACCUCACCAACCAAUGACAGUGUCUUUGAGCUGGAUCCUACGUAGGAGACAGAAGGGUGCUACGUUUUUUGUCAUUGUCCACCAACACCUCCUUGUUCUUGGUUCUACCUGCCUGCCCCGGUGGCAGAGUCUUCUGGGGCCAACUGAAUACCUCACACUAGAGAGGAGGGAGGUGCUUCUUUCAGGAACAACUGCUACUUCCAGCAAGUACCUUUUGGGUUUUCUGAAAUAUCAACAGCAAUGGUGUCCUUACUAAUCUCACAGCGAGACUUGACGUGGCAACACCAAUAACCAAAGACUCUUCUCCUCCUCCCUUUCUCCCAAGAGCUCUGUACAGACCAAGAAACCCAACACUUUUCGGGGGAGCGGGGUGUAUUUCUGGAAUGUUGGGUCUGUGCAUUGCAGCAUCUCGAACUUGAUCCCGAUCAUCCUCUUUUAAAAUUUAACUAUUUGAAAAGGAACAUGUCAGGGCUGGAACCCUGAUGAUGUUGAUCACCCAUUGAAGGUUUUAUGGUUUUCCUUGGGUUUCUCCUUCUCCAGCCAUUACGAAGAAAUUAGGCAGAGACCUGCAGCUCUCCCAUAGAAAUCUUCUGCGGGCUGGACCUUUGGUGAGAUGGUAGCGCAUUCACCAGCGGCUUUGUUAAGUUCCCACUCCCAAUACCUCCAGAGAUCAAGGCCAAAUGAUGACCUCUUAACUGAUGAAGGCUGCUCUAGAAUCAUGUCUUUCGAUUUGAGAAGUGAGAUGCAGGAACCGUGUAAUUCCAACGUGGUUAUCCUGGAAUGACUAAAAAAUAUAGAAAUUUCAACGCAGAGGCCUGCGUUUGAGAAAUGAAACCACAGACUUUCCCAGAUCCCUCUUGUUAAGACCAGGAUGAAUCAUAGAAUUGAGGAAUCAGUGUAGCAGCUUAUAUAAACAUAACAUCUGAAGAUACCUUAAAAGAACCCUGAGUAGGUCCUGUGGUUACAGGAACUGCAGAAAUGGGUUUGAGAAUCUGAAAUUUUUAAGUUUUUUGAGGCUAGGUGUUUAUGUCACCAGAACAGACUACAAAUGUUCCCGUGUGGGACUCCUUAAAAUCUCCAGAGCUGUGUUCCAGAAUUGGAGCAGGUUCAAAACAUUUGUACGAUAACCUUAACUCUCCCAUUAUUCCCAAAGCUGCAGAUGCUCUCAUCGUCCCCCAAAGCACCUCAUUCAAUCCUCUGUGGUUCGUUCAGGAUUUAGGCAGAGGGAAAUAAAAACUGGUGGGGAGGGGGGGAGCUUUGGAGCAGAAUCACAGUGGGAAGACAUACAUAUUAGAAGCAAAAAUAUUGGUGUUACACAACCCGGUCUUUGGUUAUGGGAGAAAAUAGAGCAGCUCUGCGUUUUGUAUCUGUAUUUGUACAAAUGGUGAGUAUGUACGUAUGUGUGCCUUAAUACUUGCAUGAAAGCAAAGAGACCUGAGAAUGUGUGUACUAGGCAUUUUUUGCAUAGUAUCUGCCUGAAAGGGUUAAUUUCUGCCCACGUUUUAUUCACCCAAUUUCAGUCAGGACCUUUUCAGUGUUGGAGCUCAAAUCCAGGAUCCUUUGAGUUCAUAAUAAAAAGAUAAAACCUCUGAGCAUUGUAGGGAGGGGUAACGUGUUACAGAGAGACAGUGUUUCUUACUUAACAGAGUUUAUUAGGAAGAAAACUGCAGACUUGGCGAUUUCAAAAACGUCAAUAAUUAUCUAAAAUCAUUAACCACUAUGUGUACAUGAUCUGGUCCUUGUGGGCAUGCUGGAAAGAUGUUCCAAGGUGUUCUAGGGAUCUGCAUUUAAGGCUUUCAUUUUAGCCAGGAGUCCAGGAGAACAUUUGUCUGCAAAAUUAAUCUUCCCGAGAGUCUGUUUUCUCAAUGUUUUGCUUCCUUUUUUCAGGAUUUUUCCGGCCUUCGGGCCUAUGGAGAUACAUGCUUAGGGGCAAUGCUUGCUUGAAAUCAUUUGAAAUUGCCGUUAAGCGAGUUUUGAAAACGUGGGGCUUCAGUAACCCUGCAAUGCCUUACGGGUUUUACCCUUGGGUGAAAAUAAAUUAGAAUACAUUGAGAAUAAAUUAUGCAAAGCAGUCAAACUGGCCAACUCUUAUGCAAAAUGACUCUUAUGCAAAUUUGACCAACUAGCACAAAAAUAAGGUUGUUAUUGCAGUAUUCAGGUUUGCUCACAAUUUGUGUUGCCUGAACACCAAACUUUUACGUUACUGUCCGUGCAGGUUACACAUAGUUCUGGCUCCCUGUAUGCUCCAAAGAGUCUACUUGAGUCUCUGUCUUGGAUCUCUGUUUUCAAGUGAAUGUAAAUGACUGGAGAUGGAAGGGGAGUGGACAGGAACUGCCAUUGCCAUGGACAACAACAACAACAACAACAGUUAUUU